Messenger RNA from Trifolium pratense (red clover), 690 nucleotides. RefSeq names its product xyloglucan endotransglucosylase/hydrolase protein 2-like. The transcript is spliced from 3 exons. Gene Ontology annotation, molecular function: hydrolase activity, hydrolyzing O-glycosyl compounds; xyloglucan:xyloglucosyl transferase activity. Gene Ontology annotation, biological process: cell wall biogenesis; xyloglucan metabolic process. The annotation marks the transcript as partial. The record is from RefSeq and is a predicted model, not a curated record. NCBI's taxonomy places the organism in Eukaryota, Viridiplantae, Streptophyta, Magnoliopsida, Fabales, Fabaceae. Gene Ontology annotation, cellular component: cell wall; apoplast.
CACAAAAUAGGGUCAGGAUUUGCAUCCAAGAUAACUUAUGGCUCUGGAUUGUUCCAUAUGAGGAUCAAAGUACCAGGUAGAGACUCUGCAGGGGUUGUCACAGCUUAUUACUUGAAUUCACAAGGAAAUAGUCAUGAUGAGUUAGACUUUGAAUUUUUAGGCAAUAGAGAAGGGAAGCCAUAUACAUUACAGACCAAUGUAUAUGCAAAUGGUGAAGGGAGUAGAGAACAAAGAAUUAGCCUUUGGUUUGAUCCUACAACUGAUUUUCAUGACUACAAAAUUCUUUGGAACCCACAUCAAAUUGUAUUUUAUGUGGACAAUAUUCCAAUUAGGGUAUACAAGAACAAUAGCAACAUUGGAGUAGGCUACCCAACAAAGUCUAUGCAAAUUAUAGCAAGUUUGUGGAAUGGUGAUUGGGCAACAGAUGGAGGCCAAACAAAAAUCAAUUGGACAUAUGCACCUUUCAAAGCAAACUUUCAAGGAUUUGAUGUUAGUGUAUGUCAAAGUCAAAGCUUAAAUAUUGAUCAAAAUUGUCUUUCUAAUAGCUAUUGGUGGAAUGACAAACAGUAUUGGCAAUUGGAUCUUAUAGCACAAAAACAAUAUGAAAAUGUAAAGCAAAAAUAUAUGAAUUAUGAUUAUUGUAAAGAUAGGCAAAGGUAUCCUAUAGCUCCCUUAGAAUGCCUACAUUGA